AUGGCAACUCUAUCCUCAUCUGGCAAGGAGAUUUUUCCUCAAACAGUCAGAAGUAUUGAGGGUUAUUUCAAACAAAAGGAAAUACAAUUUCAACAUGGUCACACAACCAUAAUAGCUAAAUGUCCAUUCUGUGCUACCAUCUUGAGCAGGGAGUCGAGGACCUCGGCAAUUGAGAAUCAGGGAUCAUUUA
Paramuricea clavata is the source of this 190-nucleotide messenger RNA. The record is from the annotation of a GenBank genome assembly. Lineage: Eukaryota; Metazoa; Cnidaria; Anthozoa; Malacalcyonacea; Plexauridae.